AAUUGUGAAACCUUUGGACAUGGACGCGUACCGGCGUGGGGCUUCAUCGGAUCGUCGGUCUCACCGGAUCGGCGCUCUUAUGUCGCGUUAGAUGAUGAACAGGAUGCUUCGUAGAGAGAAGGGGAAGGCGACUAUGGCGAGGAAAGGAGUCCAAUAUGCAGUGCUGGACGCCUUCACGAACUCCCCCUUCUGUGGGAAUCCGGCUGCCGUCUGCCUGCUGGGAGGGGAGGGAGCAGAAAAAGAUGAACGUUGGAUGAAAUCUGUGGCUAAGGAGUUCAAUCUGUCUCAGACGGCCUUCCUGAUCCCGGAAUCCGAUGUUUCCGGCGGCCGAAGAUUCCAUUUGAGGUGGUUUACUCCGAUGGCUGAGGUAGAUCUGUGUGGCCAUGCAACAUUAGCAUCCGCUCACUUUCUUUUCUCUUCUGGGUUGGUCGGUGGAAACAAGGUGGAAUUCUUGACAAGGUCUGGGGUUUUAACUGCUGAUAAGGUUGAAGGAUUCAAGAGCAUUGAUGGCCAAGCAGAAGGCAGCUUUGCCGUAGAGUUGGACUUCCCUGUCAUUCCUGUUGUUGAGUGCAGCGCUUUUGACAUCCCAUCAAUUCCUACAACUUUGAAUGGUGCCACCAUUAGCAGUAUAAAGAAGGCAUCCACUGAUGAUCUAAUCAUUGAGGUCAUGUCAGGAAAUGUGGUUAAAGAUAUACAGCCACAGUUUGAUGAACUAGAGAAGUGCCCUGGCAGAGGAAUCAUUAUAACGGGAGCCGCUCCUCAAGGAUCGGGCUUUGAUUUCUUCUCUCGUUUCUUCUGCCCGAAGUUGGGUAUAACCGAGGACCCUGUCUGUGGGAGUGCACAUUGUGCCUUGGCACCUUACUGGAGCAAGAAGUUGGGAAAACAUGACCUUGUCGCUCACAUGGCAUCUCCAAGAGGUGGGAAGUUGGUCCUUCAGUUCAAGGAUGAUCGAGGUCGCGUAUUGAUUAGAGGUGAAGCCGUAACUGUUAUGGAAGGAUCAAUUCUAGUUUGAUCGCUCAUCAAGAUGCAGAGGAAUUCUAGUUUGAUCAUACACCAAGCUGGAGAGUACCUUCUGUGUUCAAGGAAUCCUGUCUCGUAAAACGGUGUAGUAUAGCUAAAAGUUUCUAUCUGAAUCAAUAUUAAGAACUAGUUCCGUGAUU
Nymphaea colorata (pocket water lily) is the source of this 1160-nucleotide messenger RNA. RefSeq lists its product as uncharacterized. Lineage: Eukaryota; Viridiplantae; Streptophyta; Magnoliopsida; Nymphaeales; Nymphaeaceae. Bases 92 to 1012 code for a protein of 306 amino acids. Gene Ontology annotation, molecular function: isomerase activity. Gene Ontology annotation, cellular component: cytoplasm. The record is from RefSeq and is a predicted model, not a curated record. Gene Ontology annotation, biological process: biosynthetic process. The transcript has 6 exons.